Molecule: messenger RNA, 414 nt
Organism: Rhodofomes roseus
Lineage: Eukaryota; Fungi; Basidiomycota; Agaricomycetes; Polyporales; Fomitopsidaceae
Product: peptidyl-tRNA hydrolase
Exons: 7
Cellular component (GO): mitochondrion; cytosol
Molecular function (GO): peptidyl-tRNA hydrolase activity
Source: RefSeq, a predicted model, not a curated record
GAGGACAGCGACGAGGAAGGAGAGGUUGCGGAUGGUGAUCUGUCUGCCGUAAAGCCAGGGUUCGUGGAGCCAUGCAAGCUGGUCUUGGUCGUACGCACCGACCUGGGUAUGACACCAGGCAAAAUAGCUGCUCAACAUGCAACGCUUGCCUGCUACAAGGCACUCCAGAAGACAAAUCCUGGGCUCUUGCGACACUGGGAACGCACAGGUCAAGCCAAGAUCGCCCUGAAGGCGACCUCGGAAGAAGGUCUCCUUGAAUUGGAAGCUGUAGCGAAGAGUCUGAACCUCUGUGCUCGUGCCAUCCACGAUGCCGGGCGGACGCAAAUAGCAGCGGGGUCGCGUACGGUGCUAGGUAUCGGGCCUGGCCCCGUCGAGCUGGUCAACCGAGUGACGGGCAAACUACGCCUGCUAUGA